UGCAAAGACGGCGAAAUAAUCUUAAGCACCCCAAAGAGAUUUCCCCCGGCCUACAAAAACAUGCAACGGCCCAAGGGGAACAACUGCUCCGCCGGUUCUCCAGCCUGUGCUGCAUGUAAAUACCAACGUAGGAAAUGCACCCGUAACUGUCUUUUGGCUCCUUUUUUUCCUGCCAAUCACCAAAAGGAUUUCCUUAAUGCCCACAAACUUUUCGGCGUUAGUAACAUCGUCAAAAUCAUUAGAAACCUCGACCCGCCACAGCGACUCAUUGCCAUGAAAUCAAUUGUUUUUGAAGCAAACACCAGGGCUAACGACCCUGUUGGUGGUUGCUAUGGGAUUAUUUCCGACUUGAAAAUGCAGAUUGAUUGGGUCAAGGCUGAGCGUGACCUCGUGCUCCACCAGCUUGCCAUUUGCAAAGCCCAGACUGCUGCUGCCAGUCAACAACAAUCAGGGCAGCAGCAAAUGGUUCAAGUUGGUGAUCAUGAGGCCAAUGCUCUUCAGUGCUUAGAGGGUUUGACUGUAUAUGAUGCCAUGCCGGUUCAUUGUCGAGAAGGAGAGGUUAACCUUGUUCAGGGUAACUAUGAUGAUGUAGGUGAAGAUAUUAAACCGCUUCUCCCGGUGUUUGAUGACAAGGGAGCCGGAUCGUUUCCUUUUGACUCCAAAGUAUCGAUUCAAUGCAGUGACAAACUUGUGUCAAAGGAAGAGGUUGGGUCAAUUCAACAUGAGCUGAAGCAUGAUCUCAAGUCUGCUGCUUCCCUGUUUACUCUCACAAAUGGCAAGAGAUAGAUGAGUUAGAAAAAUCCACAGCUAGCACUGUCUAAGUCUCUUUGUAGUCCUUACUUAGCCUUCCUUUUUUUUGGGUAUCUUUCUCUGUGGUGUAAAAAUGGUGACAGAGGAAAUAGUGCAAAAGGGGCAAAUCUUGUUCAGAGUACAGUCAAAGUUGUAUUUCUUGUUUCAUAUUAUCCAUACGAGGAAAAUAUUAUGUUUUUACACUGUUUCCCUAGUGCAAAAUAAA
Theobroma cacao (cacao) is the source of this 1015-nucleotide messenger RNA. NCBI's taxonomy places the organism in Eukaryota, Viridiplantae, Streptophyta, Magnoliopsida, Malvales, Malvaceae. The record is from RefSeq and is a predicted model, not a curated record.